UCACCUCUGCAACAGCCAGUUGAAGCCCCAUCGCGAGUCCGAAGAGCAGCUGUCGCCCGCCAGAUUAAGAAGCGUUCACUUUAAUCAGUUGGCAUUUGCUGCAAAACCCGACGCCUUUGAUGAGGUGUUGCAGCCUUGUUCACGGGCUUGUUUAAACAUAUGCAGCUUCAUACAACAAUCCAAUCGCCAGCUCUAUCAGAAAUAAGCAUCAGUCUUUAAGUUAUCGCGAGCUUUAGUCGCUCAUCUCAACAAAUAGACCCCAGCUGCCUUCUUUUUCUUCUCAAGACCCGUAUCGGCAAUAUCAUCCAGCCGGCUCAGCCGACGCAGCUCAAGUCACGCAGUUCAACAUAUAACGCCGGCGCAUUCUUUUUCUUUCCACGACCCAUAUCGACAGCUUCGUCCGAGCCAGCGGCGGACAUAUCUCAAGUCCCACAGUUCAACAUACAAACCUCCGACGUUAUUUUUUUUUUCCCUUUCUGAGACCCAUAUCAACGACAUCCAGUCGUCCGAGCCGGCAGCGGACAUAGCUCAAGUCCCAUCCCAUUGUUCGGCAUACAAACCGCCACCGCAUUUCAUUUCUCUUUAGGACCCAUAUCAACAACAUUGUCAACCCGGCAGACGCAUUAUCCUUUUCGUUUUAAAGUUCAUAUCCACGGCAUCGCCGUGCCGGCGGCGGCCGCAGCUUCAGUCCCGCAUUUUAACACACAGACCGGCCCGCGCCCGUUUCUGUUCUCCCACAACUAUAUUUAUCUCAGAUUCUGCAGCCCUGUCCUUCUUCUGUUCUUCUUUUCUCUCGUAGGAAUCCAAGCACUGAGUCAUCACACCAAGGCCAAGGGCAAAUCACCAUCACCGCUAGCUGCGACUGCACCUUGCCUCUCAAGCGACCACCUCCAACUCUGCUCGACCGACCUCGCCCUCCCGCCUGUAACUGGACAUCUUGGCUCGUACACAUCAUCGUCAAAAUGUCGCGCAAGGCCGAUUUCAAGAGUACCGAAACCCAACAGCGCUUGCUCGCUGCUCUCAUUGCGAGUCAAGUCCAGAACAUGUCUAUUGAUUACAAGAAGAUUGGUGCCAUGGUGGGCAUGACCGCCUCGGCCGCCGAGCACCGCUUCCGUGGUGUCAACGCUCAGGCGAAGGGUCUUCGUCUUGCUUAUGAGCUUCAUGAAGAGGGCCGGGGCCCUCCUCCCUCGGAGUAUGAUUUCACCAAGAUCACCUCCAACGUGUGGGGUAGAGGAGGUCCUCGGGCUGAAGAUCUCCAGAAGUACUUUGGUGCUUCCACGGAGCAAGGUCUUCAGUACCACUUCAGAGCGAUCAAGCAGCAGGCGAACGUGCUUAAGGAGGCCGUUGAGAGCGGACAAGACCCUGCCGACGCGUUUGAAGAGUAUCUCCAGAACGGCGGCCACAGCGUUCGAAAGGGCGUCAGCGUGAAAGGCGGCACCACCAAGGCUGCCAAAGCCGCCACCGGAGCCAGAGCCUCCCCUGCGAAGCCUGCUCCCACCAGAAAGCGUGCUGCCGCCGCACCUGCUCCCAAGACGCCCCACAAGUCCCCCACCAAGAAGCAGAAGGUCAAGGGGGAGCCGGACGUCACCUCGCUCGAUGAUGAGCCCGAGCUCGUCUUCCCCCUUGAUGAUUCCCCCGCCUUGCCCAAGGUUCUCAAUUCGCCCGAGGUGGUCACCUCAUCCUCCGACGUCGACUCGCCUGAAGUUAACUACGAUGCUCUCGACGAGGAGGCCCCCAAGCCGAAGGCGAACUCGCCCUGGAAGAAGAUGGCUGGUCAGAUUGGUGGGCCGGGCCAGUGGUCGAACCUCAUGACUGGCGAGAGGGCCAAGUUGAAGUCCAAGAACGACCAGGUCAUGGCCCAGCACGCGGCCAACGGCAACGUUAUCGAUCUCGACUCUUCCUCUUCUCCCGAUAAAGCACUCCCAGGUCUCCACGAUUCUGCCUCCUCUACACCCACUCGCCCCCAGCUCAUCAAGAAACAGGGCGGUGCUCAACCCCCUAGCACCCCGGGCUUCAAAUUCGACAACAUUGACAUCAACGACGGUAGCGAUGAGGAUGACGAGAUGGAGGAUGACGAGAUGGAGGAUGAUGACGAGGAUGAUGGUGCUAUUUGAGCAGCAUCUUUUCAUCUCACAACAACAACGACAACAACAACAACAACAACAACAACAACAACAACAUCAUCAUCAACAACAACAACAACAACAUGAAAUUUGUGUCGAAUUUUUGUAAAAAAGACACGCUUGGUGACGACACCUUUUAUGCCGUUUGCUCACGCCUGCAGGAGGAAGGAGAAGAAGGUCAUGGGACAAGAGGGUUAUU
Molecule: messenger RNA, 2322 nt
Organism: Podospora bellae-mahoneyi
Lineage: Eukaryota; Fungi; Ascomycota; Sordariomycetes; Sordariales; Podosporaceae
Exons: 7
Coding region: 963-2114 (383 amino acids)
Source: RefSeq, a predicted model, not a curated record